ACCUGAUAAUUGUGCAAGUGCUUGUGCGAACUGCCGUAUCUCUGUAGUGUAGUGAUAUAUUGUGAUAUUGUGAUUAAGAAUUGGCGUAUAAUCAAAACAUGUUCUAUUUUUAAAAAUCGUGUCCAAAUACUGUCUAACAUGGUGCAUAUCCAUGGCUCUUUGAGCGACGAUUCGGCGUUGAGAUAUUCGUCACAUUAUAUACACGAAUUGCCGCAAGAAGACGAAGAAAGGUUGGGGAAAUUGUUUAAAACCUUGGACAAAGAUGGAAAUGGGAAAAUUGACAUACACGAUCUAUCUGUAGCCUUGAAAGAGUUCGGCGUUCAUCAUCAUUAUGCAGAGAAAUUUCUGCAACAGUCAGACAAAAGUAAAACUGGAGACGUGUGUCUUGCAGAGUUCAUUCACUAUGUACGCGAACACGAAAAAAACCUUAAACUGCAAUUUUCGCACUUGGAUAAAAAUAAAGAUGGUAUGGUGGAUGUUGAUGAGUUGAUAAGCGCUUUCAAAGAUCUUGGGAUCGAUAUGGAUACACACGAAGCCAUGAAUUUAGUGCAAAGAAUGGAUCAAGACGGAAGCUUAAAUAUUAGUUACGAUGAAUGGAGAGAUUAUUUACUUUUAGCUCCAGCUCAUGAUAUUCAUCAGCUUAUUGACUUCUGGAGACACAGCACGUAUUUGGAUAUCGGUGAGGACCUCAACGUGCCGGACGAUUUCACACAAUCGGAGAUGCAGACGGGGAAAUGGUGGCGGCACCUCGUUGCUGGCGGAGUCGCCGGCGCCGUGUCCAGGACGUGCACCGCUCCCCUGGACAGGAUAAAAGUAUUCCUUCAGGUUCAAACACAGCAGCUUCGAAUAAUGGAUUGCUAUCGAUGCAUGAUGAAGGAAGGAGGUAUGACCGGGCUGUGGAGAGGAAAUGGUAUAAAUGUUCUCAAAAUUGCACCGGAAUCUGCAAUCAAAUUCGCAGCAUACGAAAAGGUGAAACGUAUUUUACGCGGUGAGGGCAACAGCACGCGAGUUAUGGGCAUUGGAGAGCGAUUUGUUGCAGGAGCGACAGCAGGUUGCAUCAGCCAGACUGCUAUUUAUCCUUUAGAGGUUUUAAAAACGCGGCUGGCGCUCCGAACAACGGGACAAUAUGCGGGAAUCGUAGAUGCCGCCAAGAAAAUAUUCGCCAGGGAAGGACUCAAAAGUUUCUAUAGGGGGUAUGUUCCAAAUAUGUUAGGAAUAAUUCCAUAUGCGGGAAUUGACUUGGCGGUUUACGAGACACUAAAAAAGAAAUACCUUAAGACUCAUUCAUUAAAUGAAGAACCUAACUUUUGGUUACUAUUAGCAUGUGGGUCAGCUUCUUGUACACUAGGACAAGUUUGUUCAUAUCCACUAGCUUUGGUUAGGACGAGGCUACAAGCACAAGGUAAAUACAAAAUUGAUUUUUCUUAUUAUGUUUUUACUUUUAUCAUGUUUAUGAUUUGUUUGAUCACUUUAGUAACGCCUACUCCUGAAUCUGGCACAAUGUCGGGGAUGGUUAAAACAAUACUUCAGAAAGAGGGUCCGCUUGGCCUGUAUCGAGGUAUCACGCCAAAUUUCAUAAAAGUGAUGCCGGCUGUGUCCAUCAGUUAUGUGGUAUAUGAAUACUCCAGUCGAGCCUUAGGUGUCAACAUGACAUAAUGGAUCUUUUCAUGACUGUAGGACAAUUUCUUUUUAAUCAUAAUCUGCACUUGUACAGAAGAAAAUUUAUUUAUUUGUUUAUAUCAUACUAAGUUAUUCGCUCGAUUAAUCAUGCACAUAAUAAUUUAUUUCUAGUUUAUUUGUAUUAUAUAUUUGUACGUUUAGCAUAUAUUUUAUUAGGCAAAACUGUUUUUAUAUUUAUUGAUAUAUUUGUGUUAUCUAAUAAGUAUAACAAUUCUCAAGUAAAUCGAAAUAUUGCAUCUUAUUUUAAAUGAAAGAUCGAUAUGUACCUAAUGUUGCAUGACAUUUUAAAUAUUCCUAAAAUUUGCAUACACAGCCAAGUACAUUUCAGACAUUUAUCAAACUGGUGCUAAAUUGUCUGGUUGUACCUAAUUGCUAAGGCUAAGGCACAAAUAUACCAAUUAAAUCUAAUUUGAAAUUAAUUUUUAGGCAUAUUGAAAUUUACGAAUCGAAAUUUAUAUUAUAACUUAAAAAUUUAACAAAAUGCUCUUCUAUUGUUCAUUCUAAAUGGACGGUGCUAGGUAUAAUGAACUAGAAAUGAAAAUUUUAUCUUAUACAAAGACAUAUACAUAUAUAAAUAUAUUUUUCAUCUAGUUGUGGUAAAGUGUCCAUGUUUUUACUUCCUGAAAAAGAGUGAAUCGUCAUGAGUAUCGAACUUGUUUAGGGUCAAACCUCUCUUUUACAGAAUAUUAACUUAAAUGCAACUUAAUUUUUUAUAGAAUGAUUAUUUGAAUGCAGUAUGAAUGUUAUUUAUAUGAUUCUAUAUUAGAAUCUUUAUUGUAUGUUUCUGAUAAAUGUUUUUUACUUUGUAAACAAAAGUGGUGCUUAAGUUUUCUUUAUUUUAAGUAGUUUUUUUUUAAAUAUCUAUACUUAUAAUAAUUAUAGGCAAUUUUAUAAUCUGUAUAGAGGUAAUUCUUAGUUUAUAUUGUAAGCAAAUAUUUUGAUAUGUUUGCAAUAUAAUUUAGUUUUGUGAAAGACGAGGUGGAAAUUGGCAAUUGUACGUAUUAGAACUAGUCUUAUGUGACAAUAGGCGAAUAGAAUGUAGUCUGGUUUCUAACAUUCCAUUUCUGAACUGUUUUUUUUGGUUUAAACAGUUAUCAUUGAUCGGAAUUUGCAAUAUUUUGCCAAAAAAGAAUUUGUAAACAAGGAUAUUGUAUGUAACAUGGACUGAAACUCAUGACCCAGUGAUAACUACUAUAAUGUAAUUAGAUAGCAAAUAAUAAUUAAUAUGAAUUCUUUCAAAUAUAAAACAUUUAUGCAUUUUUUCAUGAUUUAUUCAACCGUACCUAGG
This is a messenger RNA of Ctenocephalides felis (cat flea), 2968 nucleotides long. Its product is annotated as calcium-binding mitochondrial carrier protein SCaMC-2-like. The record is from RefSeq and is a predicted model, not a curated record. Lineage: Eukaryota; Metazoa; Arthropoda; Insecta; Siphonaptera; Pulicidae. The transcript is spliced from 8 exons. Gene Ontology annotation, cellular component: mitochondrial inner membrane. Gene Ontology annotation, biological process: transmembrane transport. Gene Ontology annotation, molecular function: calcium ion binding; ATP transmembrane transporter activity. The coding region runs from base 139 to 1656 and encodes 505 amino acids.